UUCUGUUUUACUAACGUGUUCGUAAGUUUUAUUCGUAACCUUAACUUACGAAACGUUCGCAAGUUUCCGUAAUGGAACUCUCUAAUAACGGAGGUGUGAAUAUUCGUAGUUACGAACGCUGCGCAAGCGCAGAGGGCACUUUCGUUUUCGCGGCUAAUUACAUUUUAUCGUCUGCGAAACUGUUUUCAACAAUGGAGAAAGAGUUGAAACGGAGAAAACCCAACUGGAGUGAGUCGGAGCUAAUGGCUUUAGCAGAGGCCGUAGCUCCGCACUUCCGAGUUUUAAAGGGGAAGUUUUCCGCUUUUAUAACUUCUGAGAGGAAAAAUCAACUGUGGCAGGAUAUCGCUAACCAAGUCAAUGCUGUUGCAAUGGUCAACAGAACAACCGAGGAAAUGAAGAAAAAAUGGGCAGACAUGCAAAGUCUGACAAAGAAAAAGGAAGCAGAGAGGAGGAGAUCAAUGAAACAGACAGGAGGAGGACCAGCCCCAAAUUUCAUGUUCAAAAAUUGGGAAAAUUUGGUUCUACAGUCUUUAUCAGAUGUUGCAAUUGAAGGCAUCAGUGGUGGAGUUGAUACCGCAGAAUGUGAAAGUAGACCAUCCCCAGUGGUACCUGCAGGGAUUAUUAUCCAUGAAGUUCCGGCAUCAGAAAAUUCAGAACUGAGCGAGUCUGCUUCAACCCCAUGUGCAAGUAUGUACAUGUACUAGAUCUGAUGAUCCCUU
Molecule: messenger RNA, 719 nt
Organism: Magallana angulata
Lineage: Eukaryota; Metazoa; Mollusca; Bivalvia; Ostreida; Ostreidae
Product: myb-related transcription factor, partner of profilin-like
Exons: 4
Coding region: 72-704 (210 amino acids)
Cellular component (GO): nucleus
Source: RefSeq, a predicted model, not a curated record